CAGGCCACACUAACCGGCUAAGCUAGUGCUUGCUAGCCAUGGCGUCGACGUCUCUGAUCAGAGCCAUAUCCCAGCUCCUCCUCGUGUUCUUCGUACUACUCAUCCUCCUUACCAAUGCGCACACCCUGACACCGUCGCCGCUGCGGCCGGCGCCCACGCCUCCGACGGCGGAGGCUGAGGCGACAGGCAUUUCGCCCGGGCUCGUCUCCACGAUGCGCGAGACGCUGGACGUGAUCAGGAACGUGGCAUCCAUCAUCUCGUCCUUCCCCAUCGGCGGCAUCCUUGGCGGCGGCGACCUCCGCCUCUCGUCCGCCGUCGCCGACUGCCUCGACCUCCUCGACCUGUCCUCCGACGAGCUGUCGUGGUCCAUGUCCACCACCUCAUCGUCGGCCUCCCACCCGUCCAGCGCAGGGGCAGGCGGCCGCCUUGGCACCGGCGACGCCCGCUCCGACCUCCGGUCGUGGCUGAGCGGCGCGCUCGGGAACCAGGACACCUGCAAGGAGGGCCUCGACGAGACAGGCUCCGUGCUCGGGUCGCUCAUCGCCACGGGGCUCGAGGCCGUCACUUCUCUCCUCACCGACGGCCUCGGCCAGAUCGCGGCCGGUGACGCCGCCACGUUCUCUGCGUCGUCCCGCGUCAGCUUGAGCGACCGGCGCGGACUCGCCGAGGCUGGGACCCCGCGCUGGCUGCGCACAAGGGAGCGGCGGCUGCUGCAGAUGCCGGUGGGGCCCGGGGGGCUGCCGGUGGAUGCCGUGGUGGCGAAGGACGGGAGCGGCAACUUCACUACGGUGAACGCGGCCGUGGAGGCGGCGCCGGCGGAGAGCGCGGCCCGGUACGUGAUCUACGUGAAGAAGGGCGUGUACAAGGAGACAGUGGACGUCAAGAAGAAGAAGUGGAACCUGAUGCUGGUCGGCGACGGCAUGGGCGUGACGGUCAUCUCCGGCCACCGGAACUACGCCGACGGCUACACGACGUACCGCAGCGCCACCAUCUCCGUGAACGGCAAGGGCUUCAUCGCGCGGGACCUGACGUUCGAGAACACGGCGGGGCCGGCGAAGCACCAGGCGGUGGCGCUGCGGUGCGACUCGGACCUCUCCGUCUUCUACCGCUGCGCCUUCGAGGGGUACCAGGACACGCUCUACGCGCACUCCCUCCGCCAGUUCUACAGCGACUGCCGCGUCACCGGCACCGUCGACUUCGUCUUCGGUAACGCCGCCGCCGUCUUCCAGAACUGCACCCUCCUCGCGCGCCUCCCGCUGCCCGACCAGAAGAACUCCGUCACCGCGCAGGGCCGGCUCGACGCCAACAUGACCACCGGCUUCGCAUUCCAGUUCUGCAAAGUCUCCGCCCACGACGACCUCCUCCGCGCGCAGCAGGGUGGCGCCGGCAACCAGACCGCCGCGGCGCCAACGCAGACCUACCUCGGCCGGCCCUGGAAGCAAUACUCCCGGGUAGUGUUCAUGCAGUCGUACAUCGGCGCGGUGGUGCGCCCCGAGGGGUGGCUCGCGUGGGACGGCGAGUUCGCGCUCGACACACUCUACUACGGGGAGUACAUGAACACCGGGCCCGGCGCCGGCAUCCGCGCGCGGGUGAAGUGGCCGGGGUUCCACGUGAUGACCAGCCCCGCGGAGGCCAGCAACUUCACCGUGGCGCAGUUCAUCGAAGGCAACAUGUGGUUGCCGCCCACCGGCGUCAAGUACACGGUCGGACUCACGUCUUGAGUCUUGGUAGUGCGAGAGGUCUAGAGUUAGCUGUGCUAUCAUACUACAUCAAACAAUACAUAACUAGCAGGUGGCCCGUAAAAUUACACGGCUAGUACAUGCAAUUGUUCAUGUACCGUUGUACCAUUCUAAU
Messenger RNA from Phragmites australis (common reed), 1854 nucleotides. Its product is annotated as pectinesterase-like. NCBI's taxonomy places the organism in Eukaryota, Viridiplantae, Streptophyta, Magnoliopsida, Poales, Poaceae. Gene Ontology annotation, biological process: cell wall modification. Gene Ontology annotation, molecular function: pectinesterase activity; pectinesterase inhibitor activity. The transcript has 2 exons. Bases 39 to 1721 code for a protein of 560 amino acids. The record is from RefSeq and is a predicted model, not a curated record.